AUGCGCUUCUUAACCUUAUCGGCGGCAGCGCUUUCAUUCGCAGCUUCAGCAAUAACAACGGCUACUGCAGCGUCCACGAUCCUCCGCGUGGCGGUCCCGUCAACGUCUCUCCUUCCGAAUCCCGGCGCGUCUCUUCCAGCUUCGACAAAGCUCACCUUGACUACGCUUGGAAAGGACUAUGAGGCACCGAUUUCGCGCGACGGCACAUUCACCCUAAGGAACGUUGAGGAAGGAUCGUAUUUGCUGAGCGUUGCUUGCCUGGAUUAUAUAUUCCCGAAGCUGAGGGUUGACAUUGGUGGGGACGUAGAAUUGGUGACAACAGAAGCGGGAUCUCCCGCUGAUGCGGGUAUUGAGACAAAGGUGCAAAUGAUCAAGGCGUGGCAAACGUUUCCAGAUACUGAAUGGGCGAAUACGGGCGAGACGCAGGCCGUGGACCCAAUCAGCUUGGCGCCCCUUGUUAAGAAGGAGUAUUAUGUGAAGAGGGAAGGAUUCUCUCCUCUCUCGCUCCUUCGUAAUCCUAUGAUUCUGCUCGGACUUGCCUCUCUGGGUCUCAUAUUCGGAAUGCCAAAGGUCAUGGACAAUUUGGAUCCCGAAAUGAAAGCCGAAUUAGAAGAGCAGCGCCGCAAUGGUAUGGGCUCGGGCAGCUCUGCUGCAGCUGCAUCUUUCCAAAACUUUGACAUGGCUGCAUGGCUUGCUGGGAAGAACUCCAACCCAUCAGCGGAGUCUUCGAGCGAUUCAAGGAAGUCCAGAUGA
This is a messenger RNA of Xylona heveae TC161, 753 nucleotides long. RefSeq lists its product as hypothetical. The coding region runs from base 1 to 753 and encodes 250 amino acids. Gene Ontology annotation, cellular component: EMC complex. The transcript is spliced from 3 exons. Lineage: Eukaryota; Fungi; Ascomycota; Xylonomycetes; Xylonales; Xylonaceae. The record is from RefSeq and is a predicted model, not a curated record.